UUCCCGUCAUUCGGAGUUAUUCAGGAAUUAGUCGAAGCCGAUAAUGAGGUCCAUUGUUUGUUGAAAUUAUGCGAUACAGUGGCAUACGACGAAUUCUUACAGGCCUAUGAAGUUGAAGUUUUACUGACUCAACAGUUUGCUCACAUCGAUGAGAUAUUUCAGCACACGACGUUUUCAUUUUGGAGCCCUUAUCAUAGUAAAACUAAAUAUAUAUCCCGGCGUCUAUUUAAUCAAGAUUACUAGGUUACAACUUUACAAUAACUAUAGAUUUGGUGAGUCUUUCCAAUUUUCUUCUUAGCGGUUAAUAACAUAAACAAAAGUGAUGUUUUUGUUCUUAUAUUGUGAGUUAUGACAGCCAGAAUUCAUCGGGAAUCUGAUGCAGAAUUCUGUCAGAAUUCUUUCGAAAUUAAAGCAACCGAUUCGAGCACAAUCGGGUUUUGAUUUUGAGUCAAAUGUUACCCAGUGAACGAAAAGGCGACUAGGCGGGUUUCAAUGGCCGCCGGCGAUUGAUAGACUAAUUGAAACUUUGUUCUAGGCUACCCGCCAUAACUUUCCGUUUGCUACGAAUAUAGGGUGGGUACAUUUGAGUUGGAAAUCUGACAGAAUUCUGAAAUAAGGGCCGGAUGUUUUGACUAGGAAGGCUGUGCUGACCCCGAUACGGAAAAGAAAGGUGUACACAUGCCUCAUUUUUGAGUGUUUGGGUUUAAAUGUCAAACUAACAAGAACGACAUAAUAAACCCUUUAAUUGUUAAACUCGAUUGACACGUACGUUUACUUUCUUUUCUAGUGUCAGAGGGAAUAGACGAUAUAAAUAUUUUUAUGGAACUGAACGAGCAAGACUUUUUACGUUUACAAAUGAAAACUAAACUGAUCAAGGCAAUCCAACGAAUUCAGAAAAAACUAAUGAUCGAGCCUAUUGUUGAAGAAGUGAUCGAUGAAAUAAAAAUUGGAGAACUAAGAGAAUUAGAGAACGACAGUGAUGAUACAGAUGAAGAGAGCGAAUCAAGAGCGAAAACAAGGAUGGAAACUGAAGACCAAAAUAAUCCCUACAGAGGAAUCAAAGUUGAAAAGGUUAUCAACAUCGACAAAGUAUUCAAGAAAACGUAUGAUGGCAGGGCUGUGAUGGAAACUUUAAAGAGCGCUGGGAAAGCAGAUGAUAGAACCCUUUCAAAAAUUAAUAAAGUUCUGUGUGAAUUUCUAAGAGCAAAUUAUGGAGUAAGACCAUCGUCAUUCUACAAAAACAUGACGGCUUUAUCUCUAGUCGAAUCAUAUCCACAAUUGCGUUCGUCUACUCCCGACAUACCGCAAGCUUUAUGGUUUCAUGCGCAUGCUCGAGGAAAAAAUCGCCAUACCGGAAGAAUCCAUUACCAUUUGGAAUACCUUGUGCGUAAAUCGAAUGACAGAAUCAUCCAAAGAACCAAGAAUGUUCUCGAGCAGUCAGCAACAACUGAGCAUAGCAUGCAACAGGAUAUUAUUGUUGAUGACGCAGUUAAUAUUCAAGAUAUGACUACUGAACUAAAAUUCAUUUACCCUGGUCCAAAUACACGAGCACGAAUAAUGGAAUUGUGGGCUGAAACAUUCACCGAUCGUGAUGUGUACCGUAAGAACGGUUUUUUCGAUCAAUAUUUGCGGGAAUAUCCUGUGACUGCUAGCUUUGAUGGAGAAAUGAUAACACUUGAUUUCCAACGCAUGUUUCCGAACGCACCUGAUUUUUGGACGGAAUUCGAUUUGAUGCAAGCAAAAGUUCUGCGUGCCUAUCCAGAUUUGUUGAAACAUAUUACGAAUAAUGAUAUCAGAACACUGGGAAUCAUUCGCUUGAAAAACCCAAGUCGGGGAAUGAAGAGAAAUCGUAACACAAGCCAUUCAAAAGACAAUCCGUUGAUAGGAAUCGUGGAAUGGAUACAAGCUGAUGAUCCAAUUCCACAAACAAUGGAAGACAAUCCUAUGCUCUACAUUCGGGGAGAGUUUCCCGACGAUGGCGGAAUUGGCAUUGUCGCUUGGAAAAGCACGGAAAUAACCAUCGAACGUAAUUUUCGUUAUUGUUUCGAAUUGCUUUGUCAAACGAUUAUUGUUUUCAAAGCAACUUGUCGGCCCAGCGACAAACAAUUUUUUUCUUUUAUUUUGAGUUCAUUACUGCGAGUGAACAAUUUUACUACAACCGGAGAAAAAUUCCAGAGAAGUUUGGAGUAGAUUAAACUCAAAACACAUAU
Topomyia yanbarensis is the source of this 2210-nucleotide messenger RNA. RefSeq lists its product as uncharacterized. The coding region runs from base 820 to 2190 and encodes 456 amino acids. NCBI's taxonomy places the organism in Eukaryota, Metazoa, Arthropoda, Insecta, Diptera, Culicidae. The transcript is spliced from 7 exons. The record is from RefSeq and is a predicted model, not a curated record.